Passer montanus (Eurasian tree sparrow) is the source of this 3365-nucleotide messenger RNA. Its product is annotated as cytochrome P450 2J6-like. Gene Ontology annotation, biological process: arachidonate metabolic process; xenobiotic metabolic process. Gene Ontology annotation, cellular component: cytoplasm; intracellular membrane-bounded organelle. Gene Ontology annotation, molecular function: oxidoreductase activity, acting on paired donors, with incorporation or reduction of molecular oxygen, reduced flavin or flavoprotein as one donor, and incorporation of one atom of oxygen; heme binding; iron ion binding. NCBI's taxonomy places the organism in Eukaryota, Metazoa, Chordata, Aves, Passeriformes, Passeridae. Bases 247 to 1638 code for a protein of 463 amino acids. The record is from RefSeq and is a predicted model, not a curated record. The transcript has 10 exons.
AUUCAGGUUGUGAUGAUCUAGCAGGGAGAGGAAAGCCCCAAUCUAAACAAAUAUGAGGAGAAGCAAGUGUCUGGUGUGAUCAAUUGGAUGUAAUUUUUGGGACAUCUUAGACACUGUCUGGUACCUUUUCUGUAUCAUUGUGGGUGUGCUGGGGCAGAGUCCAUACUUGUACAAAGCUUUUUUCAUGCAUGAUUGGAGUUCCUCUGCCACACACCCAUCCCUGCUUGGAUACCUCUGCUGUGUCCAAUGCUGGCAAAAACUCAUGGUAACAUGUACACUCUGUGGUUUGGGUGGGUCCCAGUGAUUAUACUGAAUGGAUUUCAAGCAGUGAAGGAUGGCAUGACCACACACCCUGAAGAUGUUUCUGGCAGGCUGGUAUCACCUUUCUUCAGAGCAUUGGCCAAAGGAAAAGGUAUUAUCCUUGCGAGUGGUCGCUCCUGGAAGCAGCAGAGACGUUUUGGAAUAAUGACUCUACGCAAUUUGGGAAUGGGGAAAAAAGGCCUGGAGCAUCGAGUGCAAGAGGAGGCCUCUCACCUGGUGGAGUUUUUUGGGAACCUCAAAGGAAGACCUGUGGAUCCUUCUUUCCCUCUUUUCCAUUCUAUUUCAAAUGUAAUUUGUGCUGUGGUUUUUGGAUAUCACUUCUCUGAUGAGGACAAAACCUUCCAUGAACUGAUCCAUGCUACAGAGAAAAUAUUCAGGUUUGCAGGCAGCUUUGUUCAUCAGAUGUACGAAAUCCUGCCCUGGCUGCUGUGUCACCUCCCUGGGUCUCAUAAGAAAGUGUUGGCUUGCUAUGAUGUCCUGAGUUCUUUUGCAAGAAAGGAGAUCAGAAGACAUGUAGAGAGGGGGAUACCAGCUGAACCACAGGAUUUCAUUGACUUUUACCUGGCUGAGAUUGAGAAAUCUAAAGAGGGGGCCAAGCCCAAGUAUGAUGAAGAGAAUUUGGUAUAUGUCAUAAAUGAUCUUUUCCUUGGUGGAUCAGAGACCUCAAGCACUACAUUGUACUGGGGACUGCUCUAUAUGGUGGUGAAUCCAGACAUCCAAGCAAAAGUGCAGAAGGAGCUGGAUGCUGUCCUGGGUCCUUCCCAGUUAAUUUGUUAUGAGGAUCGGAGAAAGCUGCCCUACACAAACGCUGUGGUUCAUGAGGUUCAGCGCUUCAGCAACAUUGUCUUUGUUGGUGUCCCCAGACUGUGUGUGAGGAACACAACUCUGCUGGGAUUCCCUGUCAAAAAGGGCACCAUUGUCAUCCCAAAUAUAGCAUCUGUUCUGUAUGACCCUGAGCAGUGGGAGACACCUCGGCAGUUCAACCCUGGCCAUUUUCUGGAUAAAGAGGGAAACUUUUUACCUCGAGAAGCUUUCUUGCCAUUCUCAGCAGAACUGAAAAUCCAGAUGCAAAAGAAGGAAACAAGGGCACCGGGUGUGUUUGGGGGAGCACUUAGCCAGGACCGAGCUGUUCAUUUUCUUUGCCAGCCUGCUGCGGGCGUUCACCUUCCGCCUGCCCGAGGGAGUGACCGCGGUCAGCACGGAGCCCGUCCUGGGGGGCACUCUGCAGCCCCAGCCCUACAGGCUCUGUGCCAUCCCAUGCUAGGCCAGUAUGGCACCGCCACCUUUACCUCCGUCAUCCCUAAUAAUACGGUUUAGGUUUUGAAAUCAGGUUGCAGGUGUCUGUUCCAGGCAAAUAUGUGCAACUGGGUGUGUUACUUUUUUAAUCACUGUGAUUGCUUCAGCUAAAAUGAGUUCGUGUCGCAGAACUGCAGAAGGGCUGCUUUGUUUUAUAUUUGCAGGAUAGCAGGAGUGUGUGAAUCCAGAAAGCCUAAAAUAUUUAAUUUUGAUUGAUAUGAAAGAGCUGCCUAACAUACGGUGCUCAGCUCUGCUAAGUUAAGGUACAGGAAAGCACUGGCAGGUUGUCUGCCACCCAGAUCCUCUGCUGAUGUUUUUCUUGUGCUUUUCUUUCUCUUUCAUGAUGGGCCUCUCAUGGGUAGCAAUAUUAGUGCCACAGCCAUAAGCAGGACAAAUGCCAAACUCCAGGGAAGCUAUUUAUCCUGGCAAAAGGAAAAAGCAGGCACUGGAGACAAAGACAGCCUUGUGUAAAAGUUGGUAGAUGCUGCAUCCAUCCAGAAAUUAAAAUCAAGGGUUGAUUUUUUUUUCACUUCUGUUCUAAUAAGUUGUUUGAACUGUUUUGUUUCAAAGGCCAAGGCAAAACUGAACCUGUGGAGGCUUCAUGGAAUGACCCAGUGAAUCAUUGGUGUGUAGUGGGGGAACCUGACAUCUGUGGGAUUACAUUUUGAAAAAAAAUUAUCUGGUGCACCAGCCUAUGCAUUUGGGGAAACUAUUCCUGUAUUUGAGGAAGUUUAGAAACUCUUGAACAAACAAGAGGUGAAAGAACAGGAAAUUUUUGCUGUCUCUCUGGCAGGUGACAAGUACAACAAAAAGGGAGAUGAGUCAAAAGAGCCAGAGGGGGUUGCACUGCACAUGCUGUGUUGGUAAUCUGAGCCUCAUCACAGGAUUUGUACUAAACAUCUCUUUCUGUUCAAAAAGCAAUUGGAUAUAUCUUCAGCAGGAAAAUUACUUUAGGCUUGUUUAAUAAGCAUACAGUGUUUGGCGUUUGUACUGUUCUUACACACUUUUCUAAGGCACCUGCAAUCUUAUGCUGUGAGAACAUGAGACUGGCUGAACUUUCACCUGACACACCAUGGCUGUGUUUGAGCUCUGUAACUGAAUUAAAAUAGUUUCAUAUUAAUCUUCAUCUUGCAUAUGUAUUGUCAUUAUUAUGUCACACUCAUAUUUUCCAUUUGAAUAACUUCAUCUUACUUUCAGACAGCACCCUGACCAAGUGCCUGCUGAGACAUAACUUGGGAAACUAGAACAAGAUGCUUAUCCAAGCAAUCGUAAUCCUGGAGUAUGAGCCAAAGUGCACUAAAUGCUAUUCACUUCCCUUUGAUUAAAAGUUUUGUCUCUGGCAAAAUUUGCCUUAAUUCAUUUGCCAAAUGCCUUCAGGUGAGAAAAAUGUACUGUGAACAGGAAAUCUGAUUUUCUUCAUUACUAAAAUGAAAUUUCAUGUUUAAAAAAGACAGAUAAUAUGCUAGUUGAAUUGGAGUUACACACUUCCUUUACCACAUUGUUGAGGAGCCAUUUGUCAUCGUGUGUGAGAUCUGCAUUUAAGUCCAUGCUGUAAGGGCAGCCUUGAACUGGGAACAGUGGGUAACCCAAGACAUGGAAAUCCCUCCCCAUAAAAUCCUUGUGCUGAAAUGUUAUCUUCUCACUUCUUUUUUGUCUUCAUUAUAUUUAUAUUAUCUCAUUAUAUUUGUAAUCGUGAAAUGUUACAUUAAUAACAUUUGCAGCUGAAUUAAAUUGAAAGUAACAACAAA